AACCCAUUUUGGAUGAAACACCAAAAACCCUAAGUGAACAAAAAAUCACAAAACGUCUCUCUCUUUUUCCCCAUAAUCAAUCAAGAAAAUCACUACACUAACACUGAAUAAUAAAAAAUUACGUAACUUGCGAUGAGUAGUGGAGGUGCAGGAGCUGUAAAGCCCAAAGAGGAGGAACAAGAUGGCAUAUCCGUUCAUUCUCCUUGCAAACCUCCUCCUUCCUCCGCUUCCUCUCUCCCCAAGGUUGAAUUGGAGCUCAGACUCUUGGAAGCUCUUGAGAUUUAUCCUCCAAUAAAACUUCAAGGAAUACAUCGCCACUUUGUUCUUUAUGGUCUGAUGGAAUAUCUAAAGAGGAGUUUCGACAGACACUUCUCUUCUGAGGAGGUCCUUCAGUUGCUGGAUCGGUUCUACAACUUAGAAAUGCUGAAAACAGACGAUGAAGAUAUCGAUAUGCUUAAUCAUGAAGAAGAUUUCAGCUUGCCUCAGAGUUUCUUUGGAAAGGAAGAAUCUUGAGCUAUAAAUAUUUUCAUUUGAACAUCUCCACCUUUUGAUUUGUAAAGUUCAUUGUUAUUCUAUUCUGUCAUUGUCUUCUCUCCUCAUUUUGUGUUGGAUUAUGCUUCGAUGGUGGUUCUUUUGUCUUUCCUGUUAAGUUGUGGUGGCUCUUAUCACGCGCGCAUCUAUUAUGUUUUGCGUGGUGGUUCCGAGUAUUAUAAUCUCGUUUUGGGCUGCUUAAUAAAUGUAUUUAACUGCAGUGGUUUGGAUAUAGAACAGUAAGACUUCAGGGUGUAUUUAUAUGAUUAAGGAAAGUAUAUCGUAUUCUCAA
Lathyrus oleraceus (garden pea) is the source of this 823-nucleotide messenger RNA. RefSeq lists its product as uncharacterized. Gene Ontology annotation, cellular component: NuA4 histone acetyltransferase complex; nucleus. NCBI's taxonomy places the organism in Eukaryota, Viridiplantae, Streptophyta, Magnoliopsida, Fabales, Fabaceae. Bases 133 to 513 code for a protein of 126 amino acids. The record is from RefSeq and is a predicted model, not a curated record. The transcript is spliced from 5 exons. Gene Ontology annotation, biological process: regulation of transcription by RNA polymerase II.